AUGUCAGGUGUGUUUGGUAUCAGUGCUAACGUGGUAUCAGUGGUGAUGUUUCUGACAGAGAAGAAGUUGCGCUCCUCCGUCGACAUCCUAUUGCUCAACCUCGCCAUCGCCGACAUCGGCAUGACAGGCGUUUGCUUCCCCUUCACUGUGUCUUCAAACGUUGCCCAGCAAUGGCUGUAUGGAGAUGUUGGAUGUACAAUCUACGGCUUCCUCGGCUUCAUUUUCGGCAACGCCACCAUUUCUACGCUGUCUGCCAGCUAUUGGGUGUCAGUCAGAGCGUUGUUUGCAGAGCUUGGAACCGGUAUCAAUCUCAUGGUUCAGCUUCUCAUCGACAUGGAGGCGGCAGAGAAAGGUCCACCACGCAGCAAGACGAGUCGAGGUUUUGUGUUGACUUCACAGAUCGUCGUGCACGAGUGUGGAGAAGGGCAGGAGAACGAUAUCAGGACGCUAAUGUUGCUGAACACGACAGAUAUGGUGGUGGGUCGUUGA
Molecule: messenger RNA, 489 nt
Organism: Haliotis rubra (blacklip abalone)
Lineage: Eukaryota; Metazoa; Mollusca; Gastropoda; Lepetellida; Haliotidae
Product: visual pigment-like receptor peropsin
Exons: 4
Coding region: 1-489 (162 amino acids)
Biological process (GO): G protein-coupled receptor signaling pathway
Cellular component (GO): membrane
Molecular function (GO): G protein-coupled receptor activity
Source: RefSeq, a predicted model, not a curated record